Jatropha curcas is the source of this 2471-nucleotide messenger RNA. The record is from RefSeq and is a predicted model, not a curated record. Lineage: Eukaryota; Viridiplantae; Streptophyta; Magnoliopsida; Malpighiales; Euphorbiaceae.
CUAAAUCGAAAUUUGAAAUGCAGUCGUUUUAGUCCAACUUAAUUGACAACUUCUUUAUUCCAAGUUGGUAGUUGGAGCCUUCUCCCUCUGGGUCCUCUUUCUCACUUGCGAAUUGUGAAUUGAUUAUUAUUUUAUAAUUUAUAAUAAAAAAAGAAAGAAAGAAGAGACAGAUUCACUGGUCAAAAAAGAACAAUGAAGAAGAAGAAAAAAAUGGGUUUUGUUCCAUUAGUCGGAUGUUUUAACGCGGGACGGCCGUCGCCUGGAUUUCAGUCUAUCUUUGCUUCGACGAAAUCAUAAUCAGAAAUAGUUGAAUUGGCGCGCCCCGGAUGGGAGGUCACUGCUCUAAGGAUUCGGAUUCCAAUGUUGAUUAUCAUAAGAGCAAGAAGAAAGAGGGAUUGCAAGUGAAGAAACAGUCUCAAGAGUCUAAAAAACCAAAUGUUCCAUUGGAUGAUUUUUAUGAUGGAAUUCCUCGCUAUCAAUCCCUCAAAUCAAGGUCCUUGCGCUCUAGGCAAUCUGCGGUUGCUAAGGUUUCAGAGGUCAGUUCACGUCUGGGGAGAGCUGGUACUCUUGGGGUAGGAAAAGCUGUUGAGGUCUUGGACACACUUGGGAGUAGCAUGACGAAUUUAAACCCCAACAAUGGAUUUGCAUCUACUGUUGCAACCAAAGGCAAUGAACUUGGAAUUUUGGCUUUUGAGGUGGCAAACACCAUUGUUAAAGGUUCUAACCUUAUGCAUUCCCUUACAAAAAGAAAUAUAAUGCAUUUGAAAGAAGAAGUGCUUUCUUCAGAAGGUGUGCAAAAGCUAGUAUCAAAAGAUAUCGGUGAACUCUUGAAUAUUGUUGCAGCUGACAAGAGGGAAGAAUUGAAAAUCUUUUCAGGAGAAGUUGCUCGUUUUGGAAAUCGAUGUAAAGAUCCUCAAUGGCACAACUUGGACCGUUAUUUUGUAAAGAUUGGCAGAGAUCUUACUUCUCGAACGCAAUUGAAGGAAGAUGCAGAAUCUGUGAUAGAGCAUCUGAUGACUUUAGUUCAAUAUACAGCUGAACUAUACCAUGAAUUGCAAGUGUUGGAUAGAAUUGAACAAGAAUGUCACCGGAAGCGCCAUGAGGAUAAUGGCACAGUUGCAGGUCAAAAAGGUGAUACCCUUGCAUCAUUGAGAGUAGAACUCAAAAGCCAGAAAAAGCAAGUUCGAAACUUAAGGAAAAGGUCACUAUGGUCCAGAAGCUUGGAAGAGGUGAUGGAGAAGCUUGUAGAUAUUGUCCACUUUUUACUUUUGGAGAUUCACAACAUCUUUGGAACUGUUGAUAGUGAUGUAUCAAUCAAAGCAUCUAUGAACAAUCACCAGAGAUUGGGACCUGCUGGACUUUCUUUGCAUUAUGCAAAUGUAGUUAUGCAAAUUGAUUCUCUUGCGGCUCGAUCAAGUUCUAUGCUUCCAAAUACAAGGGAUUCAUUGUACCAGAACUUGCCACCCAGUAUAAAAUCUGCUCUACGUUCCAAAAUACAAUCUUUUCAGGUUAAGGAGGAGCUCACAAUUACAGAAAUCAAAGAUGAGAUGGAAAAGACUUUGCAGUGGCUUGUCCCUAUGUCCACGAAUACAGCUAAAGCACAUCAUGGUUUUGGUUGGGUUGGGGAAUGGGCAAAUACUGGGUCUGAGGUUAAUCGGAAACCUGCUGCUGGGCCAGGUGAUAUAAUUCGGAUUGAAACACUCCACCAUGCAGACAAGGAGACAACAGAAGCCCAUAUUCUAGAACUUGUACUGUGGCUGAACCAUCUGAUCAACAAAUCCAAUUUUGGUGCUGGUGGUGAUGGCAAGAAGUUGCCUAUCAAGUCUACAAUUUGCAUGCCGCUUGAAAAGUUGAAUGAGCAACCAAAGCAUGAGUCACCAAAUGUUCCUUCAUUAACUAUUGAAGACCACUUAAUGUUAAAGGUUGUAAGUAAGAAAAAACGGACACGAGGAAUUAGUAAGAGUCAGGACUUCGAGUCUGGGAAGACAGGGUUGAGAAAACAUGAUAGACUUAGUAAGAGCAGCAACUAUUUCCCUAAAAAUGAAAGCAAGGACCCCGUCAUCGUUAAAUGGCCUCCUUCUGUAGUACCAAUUGUUGGGUUUGGUAUUGACAAGGAGAAAGCUUUGGAUGUGAUUGACAGAGUUGAAGUGGUUAGAUAAAUUGCAGUGUGUGAAGGAGAUGUAUACAUAAUAUUGCUGCACUAUCAAAUGUCACACUGCACCACACAGUAUCAUUUUGAACGGCCCAGAUCUUAUGAUCCACAAUGCAAAGGGUAGUGUUAGUUCUACUUCAUACAUCUGCUUGAUUGUGAAACAAUUGUCUACAGAAAAAUAGAUGCUGUUUGUUUGCUGGUUUAUCUCUGACUGUCUGCUUUCUAUAGCUUAGAUUGGUUUGUAGAGAGUGCUACGAUAUCCAUACAAUAUUUUAUUUACUAAAGUCUAUUUACGUAUAAAACCUUGAGUUUUUCAAAA